CUCUCUCUCUCUCUCGUGUGUCUCUUAACCUCUCUCUCCCUCUCCAGUGUCAUUUUGAGAUCUAGGAUCCAUGUGGCCGCUCCGCCGACGCGUUCAGCGCCACUAGAGAGAGGACAGGGCUGAAGGGAACACGGGACGUAAACAGCGUGACAUAAGAACCACAUGGACAGGACAUUUAGUCCCCUGGAAGUGAGAUGUGAGUGGCGGGCUUGAAAUUGGGAGGUAAAGAACGCGGUGAGAAAAAGAAAAGAAAUACAUCUACCGACUAUUUGCGACAGAACUACAUAAAGGAGCACACAAAACAUUACCGUGUGAUGCACAAAUGACCACGGAUCAGGACCUGGCGCUGGACGGCCGGCCGGCCUCGGCCGAGUUCGCUGCAAAGGGCGUCGACGUGACCGCCGCCAAAGACCGGGGAGUCAUCAAGGUUGUGAAGCACCAGGGGCUCCACGGGGAGAGGCCGAUGAUUGGGGACAGGGUGACCGUCCACUACACCGGACGGCUGCUCACCGGGGAGAAGUUCGACUGCAGUCGAGAUCGAAAGGAGGCCUUCUGCUUCAACGUGGGCAAAGGACAAGUCCUCAAGGCCUGGGACAUCGGUGUGCUGUCUAUGCAGAUGGGCGAGGUGUGCUCCUUUCUGUGUAAACCAGAGUACGCUUACGGAUUUAAUGGAAAUCCUGAAAAGAUCCCACCCAACUCGUCGGUUGUGUUUGAGAUGGAGCUACUCAUGUUCGAAGGAGAGAUUCUCACCGACGAUUCCGGCAUCGUGAGAAGAAUAAAGGUCAAAGGUGACGGUUACACGAACCCCAACGAUGGCUCCAAGGUAGAAGUGCACCUGGAGGGAAGGUGUGGGGGUCGACUGUUUGACUGCAGGGACGUCAGCUUCGUUGUUGGCGAGGCCGAGGACAAAGGCGUUCCUCUGGGAGUGGACCGGGCCAUGGACAAGAUGCAGAAAGGAGAGUGCUGUUCACUUUACUUAAAACCAAAGUAUGGGUUUGGAAGUGAAGGUAAACCUGAAUACAACAUUGGACCAGACAGAGACAUUAUAUAUGAAGUUACACUCAAAAGUUUUGAAAAGGCCAAAGAAACCUGGGAAAUGGACUUGCCUGAAAAGCUAGAUUUGGCUGCUGGAGUUAAGGAUAAAGGGAAUCAGUAUUUCACGGCGGGUCUGUACAACCAGGCCGUCAUCCAGUACCAGCGGAUCAUUUCCUGGCUGGAAAUGGAGUGCGGGUUCGGGACAGAGCAGCAGAAGACGAUCCAGUGGUUCCUGUCGACAGCAUACCUCAACCUAGCGUUGUGUUUUCUGCGGAUGAAAGACUUUUCGCAAGUCGUGGACAACUGCAACAAGGUGAUCGAGCUGGACGAGAGCAACGAGAAGGCCUUGUACCGCCGCGGGGAAGCCCGCCUCGUGCGUAACGAGUUCCCUUUGGCCAUGCAGGACUUUCAGCACGUGCUGCGGGUCAACCCGGCCAAUCGAGCGGCACACGGUCAGCUUUUGAUCUGCCAGAACAAGAUCAAGGAACAUCACGAACGGGACAAGAAAACCUACGCCAACAUGUUCCAGAAAUUUGCAGAACAGGACACCAAGAUUGGAAAGACAAAAAGGAGGCGGGACGAGAGCGUGAGAAGCGGCAUGAACGGAAAGGUGGGCAACAAGCGGCGGCGGAGGAGUCAGGACUGUCCGCCCUAAAGGACGCAUGGAACAGGGGAGAAAAAGAAAGACAUGGCUUUUUUUUUGUGCUUUCCAAGUUCGGGGGAAACAGGGGCAGAAAGGAAGUUGUAUGAAAGCCUCUAAUCCAAACCUCUUCAUCCCCAAAUCCACCUUUCACCCUUACUGCAUAUGAAGCAGAGCGUAAGCAGGGACGUUUGCAAGCCGAACCACAUUUCCCCCUGGUCACAUGGUCCGUGCAAACCUCCGGGCAGAAUCACCACUGCACAUCUAUUGCCUCGAUGGUUUUAUUUCUUUAAAAAUACAGAGCAAUUCCAUAAAAUGAUUCAUUAGGCUGCAUGGUAGAGUUCAGGUUUGCCUCCACAGUGUGGUUCAUAUUCCCCAAACUGUACGUGCUGGUUUUCAUACCUCUGGCUUAUAUUAUUGUAUUAAGCCUCUUCUCGGGCAGCUGCAUGCAUGCAUCACGAGGUGUUUGGGAUUCAGACUUGAAUAUUUGCAAUAUAGUAUGUGCUCUGGAUAAAGGGCAUUUUGAGUCUCAGAAGCUCAGUGGUGUUUUAAACCUUUUCCUGCAAAAGGAAUAACUCUGUUUGUGAGAAUACAGCAAAAGCCUGCAUUCAUACAAAGGAAUGUUGGGAAAAUUGAAAACACAUCAAUUGUAAUUCAUUAAAAAUCCAGAACUUAAAAUCAUUUUUUUUUUUUUCAAA
Messenger RNA from Pungitius pungitius (ninespine stickleback), 2373 nucleotides. RefSeq names its product FKBP prolyl isomerase 5 (gene fkbp5). The record is from RefSeq and is a predicted model, not a curated record. Gene Ontology annotation, molecular function: protein binding; peptidyl-prolyl cis-trans isomerase activity. The transcript has 11 exons. Lineage: Eukaryota; Metazoa; Chordata; Actinopteri; Perciformes; Gasterosteidae. The coding region runs from base 323 to 1690 and encodes 455 amino acids.